This is a messenger RNA of Trichophyton verrucosum HKI 0517, 1080 nucleotides long. Its product is annotated as RNA binding protein. Gene Ontology annotation, cellular component: nucleus; ribonucleoprotein complex; cytoplasm. NCBI's taxonomy places the organism in Eukaryota, Fungi, Ascomycota, Eurotiomycetes, Onygenales, Arthrodermataceae. Gene Ontology annotation, molecular function: mRNA binding. The record is from RefSeq and is a predicted model, not a curated record. The coding region runs from base 1 to 1080 and encodes 359 amino acids. The transcript has a single exon.
AUGGGCUACCGGAGAAGCAGUAUGCCGGCAUCGCCUACAUUUGCUCAACCGCCAGACCACCAGCACCCCCCAUUCAUGGCGCCCUUGCCAGGCGCUUGCCAUCCACCGUAUGUUCAAUUCCCAGACUCAGUCGGGUACCAUGUCCCCCUGGUCUUUCCCGGCGAGAACGCUUUCUUCGUACCUCAUCCAGCAUUCUAUCCGCCAUCGUUCGAUUCAUAUCAAUUCGGACAGCCGCGAUACAUGACGAACAACUGCAUCCAAGCCUACCCCGGUUUCUUUCCUCACCGACACAGUCUAUCUGGCCCUAGCGUUGGGGUCGCAUCGGGCAUGAACCACGAGUAUUGCACACCAAUAUCACGAAACAUCUUCAUUCAUAAUCUCAGCCAUGAAACAACCCCACAGCUCCUGAAGGAAUAUCUCCGUACCUCAGGGAUCAUUGAACGAUGCGAUGUAUUUGACCGAAAGAUCGGCGGCAGCACGCGGACCUGUGCCAUAGUGGUUUUCCGGAACAAGGAGGAAGCAAAACGAGCCAUUGCGCUGUUUGAUAACUCCAUGUUCAGGGGGUCGCGGAUAAGAGUUCGUUUCGAUAGGGAGCGUGGCGGAAGUCUUGGAACGGCCCAUGGCAAUGGUAAUGGGUAUGGCCAUGGAUACAACAACAGCCCCAGCAGAAACGGCGUCGUAAAGCAUGCGAUGUCGACUGCCGCUGCGUCUGAGCGUCCCGGUGCGGUUCCGACAGCCUCAGCACCAGGGGAGACAGCGAGGCAGGGGGCAAAUGGUAUGCCUCAGUCGACAAUGGCAACGACUCCUGGAACUCCGACGAAGGAAGCCCAGCAGUCGGCAACAGAAUCGCCAUCACCCUCGCUGGUUGCAGUGACACCAACUUCGACUGCUGACGAAGCAGAGACUAAAAGCGAAAAGAGCAGCAGCAGCAGCUCUCGCAAGAAUAGCACGGAGCCAUUAGUCGUUAAUGGCUCCUGUGUCGGAACCAAGUCUCCGGUCACAGGCGUCGAGAAAGGUGAGUCAAUGCCAACAUCACCGCAUACGAUCCAUGAUGAAACAGGCUUGAUAUGUGUUAUAUAA